Messenger RNA from Gorilla gorilla gorilla (western lowland gorilla), 4403 nucleotides. RefSeq names its product matrilin 1 (gene MATN1). The coding region runs from base 1 to 1560 and encodes 519 amino acids. The record is from RefSeq and is a predicted model, not a curated record. The transcript is spliced from 7 exons. NCBI's taxonomy places the organism in Eukaryota, Metazoa, Chordata, Mammalia, Primates, Hominidae. Gene Ontology annotation, molecular function: calcium ion binding.
AUGAGGGUCCUCUCUGGCACUAGCCUCAUGCUCUGCAGCCUGCUGCUGCUGCUCCAGGCCCCGUGCAGCCCUGGCCUCGCUCCCCAGUCCAGAGGCCAUCUCUGCCGGACGCGGCCCACGGACCUGGUGUUUGUUGUCGACAGCUCUCGCAGCGUUCGGCCUGUUGAAUUUGAGAAAGUGAAGGUAUUCCUGUCCCAGGUCAUUGAGUCGCUGGACGUGGGGCCCAAUGCCACCCAGGUGGGCAUGGUCAACUAUGCCAGCACCGUGAAGCAGGAGUUCUCGCUGCGGGCUCACGUCUCCAAGGCCGCACUGCUGCAGGCUGUGCGCCAUAUCCAGCCGCUGUCCACAGGCACCAUGACUGGCCUGGCCAUCCAGUUCGCUAUCACCAAAGCCUUCGGCGAUGCAGAGGGUGGUCGUUCCAGGUCCCCUGACAUCAGCAAGGUGGUCAUCGUGGUGACAGACGGGAGGCCCCAGGACAGCGUGCAGGACGUGUCUGCGCGGGCCCGGGCCAGCGGCGUCGAGCUGUUCGCCAUCGGAGUGGGCCGCGUGGACAAGGCCACGCUGCGGCAGAUCGCCAGCGAGCCGCAGGACGAACACGUCGAUUACGUGGAGAGCUACAGCGUCAUCGAGAAGCUGUCCAGGAAGUUCCAGGAGGCCUUCUGCGUGGUGUCAGACCUGUGCGCCACAGGGGACCAUGACUGUGAGCAGGUGUGCCUCAGCUCCCCGGGUUCCUACACCUGCGCCUGCCAUGAGGGCUUCACUCUGAACAGCGACGGCAAGACCUGCAAUGUCUGCAGUGGUGGUGGUGGCAGCUCGGCCACUGACCUGGUCUUCCUCAUUGACGGAUCCAAGAGUGUGAGGCCAGAGAACUUUGAGCUGGUGAAGAAGUUCAUCAAUCAGAUUGUGGAUACGCUGGACGUGUCAGACAAGCUGGCCCAGGUGGGGCUGGUGCAGUACUCAAGCUCUGUGCGCCAGGAGUUCCCCCUGGGUCGCUUCCACACCAAGAAGGACAUCAAGGCGGCUGUGCGGAAUAUGUCCUACAUGGAGAAGGGCACAAUGACCGGGGCUGCUCUCAAGUACCUCAUUGACAAUUCCUUCACUGUGUCCAGUGGGGCUAGGCCCGGGGCCCAGAAGGUGGGCAUUGUCUUCACAGAUGGCCGGAGCCAGGACUAUAUUAAUGAUGCUGCCAAGAAGGCCAAAGACCUCGGCUUUAAGAUGUUUGCUGUGGGUGUGGGCAAUGCCGUGGAGGAUGAGCUGAGGGAAAUAGCCUCAGAGCCUGUGGCAGAGCACUACUUCUACACGGCUGACUUCAAGACCAUCAACCAGAUAGGCAAGAAGUUGCAGAAGAAGAUCUGUGUGGAGGAAGACCUGUGUGCCUGUGAGUCCCUGGUGAAAUUCCAAGCCAAAGUGGAGGGGCUGCUGCAGGCCCUGACCAGGAAACAUAUCCCUUCCCAGAGGGGGCUGGGGCCGGGGAGGGGUGCAGGGCAGUGUUGGGGGAGGCGGGAGCAUGGCCCAAGUGUGGUCGGUUGGGCAGGCUUCUCUUGGCCUGCUUACUGCUGAUGGUCUGCAUUCUGGCAGAAUAAGCUGAAGCCAGCUUGGGUGCACACCCUGUCAAAAGCAGAGACUCCUAGAAGGUAAACAGAGAAAUUGAGGCAGAAGCCAGGAUCUAGGGACUGGACACACACCAGAGUCCUGGACAUGCUCUGAAGAACAUGGAGCCCAUGGAUGCCCCAUUUCUCAGGCUCAUGGUGACGUGCCUGACCCCAGUACCCACUCAGAGGUGGGGCUGGGCCCCAGACAGUUCCCCUGGCUCAGCCAGGACUAGGUGGGGGACCCAGCAGGGCUAAAUCUGCAACUGAGCAGGGCUGGGCACUCGUGGCUCGCAGUAACUGGCUGUGUUUUUUGGAAAGCACCAUUCUGAGGACAGUGGAUGGAUAAGUUCUGACAGAGGGGAGAAUGCACGCUGUAGUGGGGUGUUGCAGGGGCCUGAGUGCAGGGCCACAGCCAUCCCUGCCCUGCUCUGGCCAACCUGCACCUCUCCUUAACUCUGAGUCCACUGGAAGCUGUGAGUAAGCGGCUGGCCAUCCUGGAGAACACAGUCGUCUAAGGCUGCCUGUCACCACUGUGGCCUCUCCAAGCAUCCUGCACGUGUCUGCUGUAGCUUUGCCAUUUUAGUGAGGGAAGCCAGCCUGGGGGUGGGAGGGGGUGUGUCUGGGUGUGCCUAUCGGGAGCGUGUAAUGGCGUUUGGGAGCUCGUGUGUGUAUGUGUGCGUGUGUGUAUGUGUGGAUGUGUGUGUGUGUGUGUGCACGUGCGCCUGAGGGUGGGCAUGAGUCUUGCCAGAAUGUGAGUGUGAGAGUGAUAAUGCAGGGGUGAGUGUGAGAGGGACUGCGUUUGCAUUUUUAUAAUCAAAAGCUUAAUAUAUUCCCAUCUUUUUUAGUUAACCCUUUCUUGACUCUGAGUGCUGUGAAUUUCUUUACUGAUUUCUCUGUUCUCCGGUGAGAAACAAUUAAAUGUGAUUUAACGUAAGCACUGAAUGGGGCUAGAGGCAGUGUGGUUAUUUGGGGACCAGGGAAAAGGAUGGAUGAAGAUGUGGUGGGAGGGGAUGUUUGGAAGGAUGGUAACAGUGGUGGUGACAGUGAUGACAGUGACCACACCAAAACCAGCUGGUGUUUGUCCUGCCUUUUCAGUUACAUAUUCAUUUACUUGACCUCAUUUCACUUCCAGUAACCUUACCCAGAAAAGAGUCAAAUUAUCCCCAUUACAAAUGGGAAAGCUGAGAGUCUAAAUGAUGAAAUGACUUGCUCAGCAGUGGGUCGCUGAGAGACAGGACUUGAAUCUAGGACUAAAGAACAUCAAAAGAAAAAGGCUUCAGAGAAAAAGGGCAAUGACACCAGAUAGGACUCAUUUGUUCAUUCAUUCAUUCAUUCACUCAUUUGUUCAGGUAUCAUGUACUUACAGGGCAAUGGUGGUGGGGGGGAUGGUGCUGUAUGAGACAGACGUAGUUCCUGCCCUAAGAGACAUACAGUUGAGCAGGGUGCUCAUGUCACCCCCACCAGCCAGAGGGACCAGCCAGAGGAAAAGAGAGUGGGUUUAGGUCGUACCAGGGGUUUGUGCCUCCUCUUGAUACCUGGGAGCCCACGGGGUGAGUGUGUGCGUGAGAUGAUGGGAAGGGCUCCAGCCUGGGCCUGGGCUGCCCUAGGUGCCUCUCCCCUCCUGCCCCCAACAUGCCCUGUUGGAGUUCUGUUUGUUUCCUGUGCACAGGCGGCAUCACCCCCAACCCAAAGUCCCCAACACAGAUGGCAGCAGCCCCACCUCAGAGACUGCACAAGAGAGACUCCUGGCCCCAUGUUCCCUUCCUCCAGCCCUAUGUGGUGUCUGCAGGUCACACCCUGAGAUCUCAGCCACCUCCCCCAGGCCCCUAUUGGACCAGUGCUGCUCCGGAAUCUCCAUCUUUGUCCUCUCAGAGGGGGAGCUUUGGUGAUUUUCUGAACCUAUUCUUGUUUAAUGGAGCAUUUUUAGUGUUACUCCUAGAUUCACACUUGAGAGCAUGUCUAAAAGGCUUUUACAAGAAGCUCAGACCACACCGAAAGAUCUUCCUCGGAGGCAGUUCAAAGAGGCAGAAUAACAACACGAACGGUACCCAAGAGCCACAUCAGUACAACAGCACAACUACACAAGCGCGACUUAACUGGGGCACAGCCACCCUCGCCCCCAUGACCUGACUCCACCUCCUACACAGUUCACAAAGCCCUUUCUCUCUGUCCAUCCCUGGGGCAGGAGUUUUUGUGCUGUCCAAGGAGGAUCCUUGACACAGCCACCUGAGAAGUUAUGACUCUGCUCAUUCUUCCUUUCUUCUGAGAUUAUCCACUCCCCUCUCCUCCCCACACAGGUGGGGAGGGGGAGAGGCAGCCAUGUUGAUAUGGACUGAGAAGGCUCAGCAGUGUGUCCCCAAGGAGGAGGAGAGGGUCGUUAGCGGACACUAUGGCCUGGGAGCUGGUGGGCAGAAGCAACAGAUGUCCCUGAUGAGUGGAGUCAGAGAUGAGGUGGAAGCCCUGCCUGGGAAUAGGACCUUGUUCUUCCCUGCCCGGUGGGUGGAGUAGUGGCAGGACCUUGUCACCAGGCUCUGAUGAAGGCAGGGGCCAGCUUCUUGGGAUCUUUCAAUCCCAAACUCUUGCCCUUCACUCAUCGCAGUUCUCCCCACGGCUACUCCAGGUCCUCUUGAAAUCCGUCCUCUCCAUGGACUUCCCACAUCCCUCUCUGCUCUAGGUUUGAUUAACAGAAGGUUGUAAACGAAAACCAGCAUCUCCCUAGGGCAGCUGUGGUCUACUGACAGAUGGCAAGUUACUUUGUAACCUGUAAUUUUGUUUUUUUGAAUUUUGUAUAAAUAAACAGGACUAAACUAA